Molecule: messenger RNA, 535 nt
Organism: Acaulospora morrowiae
Lineage: Eukaryota; Fungi; Glomeromycota; Glomeromycetes; Diversisporales; Acaulosporaceae
Source: the annotation of a GenBank genome assembly
AUGACAGAAAAUAAUUCAACAAAAUAUAAUAUUCAAUACUGUUAUAGAUAUCAAGCUUGCUUAUAUUGUGGAGUUGUCUUUAAUUGUCUCUGUAAAAGUGAAAGAAAGUCAAUAUCAAAGUUCAAGAGAAGGAGUUAUAGUUAUAUUUACACUCCAACACAAGAUAUUUCUCAAACUAACUUCUUAAGAGAAAAGAACGAUUCAUAUAGUUAUGGAAUUGACUUUAACUACACAUUUAGUUUUUCAUUUUGUUCAAAGUGUAACAAUAGAUAUCAACAUAUUAAAUCAUUUACAAAAAUCAUUGAAACUCCAAUAGACAUUAUUACAUUAAACACUAAUUCUUCUGACACUGUCACUAGGACAAGUAUUUCGAAUUUAAAGUUUAAGCUACUAUUUAAACUUUAUGAUGGUAGUACUAUACCUGCUAAGUGGAUAAAUCUUAUAUUACUUGAGUUUGAAGAGUUUGAAAAUUUUCAAGAGAGGAUACUUUGUCAAAUCUAUUCUUUAUUGGAUGACAAUACAAUUAAGCAAAAAA